AUGGGGGUUAAUCGGCAAGGUAUAAUAUAUGUAUGUAUAACUUGGUGGUGGUAUGCAAUCUCUGUGUCUUAAUUUUUUUAAAUUAAUAUCAUUAUAUCUGCUUUAUAUCUUCUUUGUUUUUUUUCUGAUAUGUUAGAUCAUUCCUCUUUCAGAAUUAUCCACUACAUUUUCAAAAUGAUAUAUAUUUUUGCAAUAUAGGCUUGGUAAACGACAAACCUACGAACCUCACCGUCGCUAACAUCACGUCCAGAAGUGCUGAAAUAUCUUGGCUAGAUCCUGAAAAUCAUGGAAGAUAUGGUCUUUCACGAUUUAAGAUUGAACUGAAGAAAUACUUUGUAAUCAGGAGCUUUUUCACACAAAAAGUAAAUAAAUAUAAAAUUGAUAAACUUACUCCACACACAACAUAUGAAAUAUCCGUAGCUGCUGGAAAUUACCGUGGUUAUAGUGAAGGGACUAUUACAACGUUUUUAACAUCUGAAGAAGGUAAGAUACAUAUGCAUGCACAUCUAAAGACUGCAAGGCUAAUUAUUGCGCAAAAUGUGAAAAAAAUAUUGUCGAUUUUAGGUCACUUUUGAAAACAGGGUUUCCGUGUUUAUUGUGACUGUAUAUUGCGAAUUACGUGCCUAAAAUUUGGAAAAUUGGGGGUGGAACAUGCAAAGCCUACUUUGCGAGUUUGUUGCUGAAGUAUUAAAGUAUUGAAGAAAAGUGCAGAACAUAAACUCACAACUUGCAUGCAGUAUUUUACUGACAUAGCCUAACUAACGAAUUAAAUAUAUUUCUUAAUAAGCUCUAAUUAAUCUGAAAUUUGUCAAAUUCGUUAUUCGUUGGUCAUAGUAGUAAAACACUGAAAGUUGUGAGCUUAUGUUGAGUACCUUAGCAGCUUUAGUUAGUUCAGUUCUUCAAUAUUUUUGUAAGAAACUUGCGGAAGUUGGCUUUGGAAGUUUCUCUCACGUACAAUAAAAUAUUUCCAAUUUUGAAACGUAAUUCAGAAUGUUCACAACAAACGAACAAACGUGAGAACUGCGCUUGGAAAAGUGAUCUGAAAUCGACAAUAAAAAGUGUGGAUGUUGGUUAUAGUCGUGUACAUUGAAGUGUUGCCAGCAGCAAAAUAAUGCAGAAAUUAAACAUGAGUAGAACCUUUUCUUUCACUACUCAGAUUUAAGUAAAUAAAUGUAACCCUCGAAAAGUAGCCUAUCUUUAUCAUUGGAGUGAAUGUAUAAAAGAGUCGCGACAUGGCAUUCGCACACUCAAAAUGCCUUCUUUUAAUAUGAGUUAUUUAAAUCAAAACCUUUAUUUAUACACACUUUAGCUCCUAGUGGUCCUCCACUGGACAUCAAGACCACAUCAAGAAGUACAUCAUUGUCUUUAAUCUGGGACCCUCCACAGGAAACUAAACAAAAUGGCGUCAUUAUCAGUUAUACAGCGUGUGUUUCGCAUUCAGAAAAUGGUCCUUGCUUUCAGAAAUUUGUUACCAGUGAAAGAGAGUGGCUCGUCGGAAAUUUAAAUGCGUCAACAAAGUAUUAUGUUCGUGUUCUUGCAAGUACAAAAGUUGGCCAUGGACAGUACAGUACAAGCAAAGGAUAUUUUACAAAUGGACGUAAGUACAUUAACAAAAAAAUAUCUGUCAAUCGGAUAAAGAUUUUAUUGCUUAGAUGAAUCAUUUGUAUUUGAAUUAAUAUAAAGUAUUUGCUGAUUGGCUGUUCCUGCGUUACAUAUUACGCGAAGACGUGUUUGCGUGUAUUCAACACCAAGGAAGACAACCAAUUUGUUUUUCAAGUGUGGUAAUAUUGUGGCAACGCGAUAACAUCACUACAAUAUCAUUACAAUUUGAAAAACUUACACAUAACCCCAAAUAUUGCAAUACUUUUUUACAUUUUGAUACAUUCACGCUUUCCUAUACAGGAGCAGUAGAGAAGCCCAUAGCUGCAACAUUAAGUACACUUACAUUUUCAUUGGAAAAUCCAUCAACAAAAUUUCUGUAAGUAUAUUUGACUUUUUGAUUGUCUUGUAGAUGAAUACUUAGCAGGAUACAUUAUUUAGCUAGGUUAUGAAGAUGGUAAAUUUAAUUUGACAUAUAGAUAUUUUUACGUGGUGGCUUUGAAAUUAAAAGACGACAAAGAGCCCGCAUCAUCUGACAGUUACGAGAACAAUGAGUUAGUGACGUAUGCUGAGGCAAAACAUUCAACUGAUCCGAAACCUUAUAUCGCUGCAGUAGUUACAUCCAGCGGUGUUGAUGGAAACAUGUUUAUACUUGGAGAUGGCAGCAAUACAAAUGAUACAACUUCACGAAAACGUGGGUCAACUACGAGUGAUUAUUUUAAUGGUCCGUUGGAACCUGGCACUGGUUACAGAAUUUUUCAGAGGAUAGUUAUCAAUGAAAAGGUAUGCUAUUAGGGGCAAUAAACCUUCAGUUCAACCCAGUGGUCUAUAAGUGAGACUGCAUGAUCGUACAUAAGUGAGACUGGAUUGUGCAUAUUGGCCGGAUAUGUUUCCAAUACAUAAAUAAAGCCAAAUAAUGGCAGCCAUAUUUGUGUAACCAGUGCAAAUUAUUUCUGGUGUUGUUGACGUGUUAGGAGAGGACAUACCCUAUUUAGUAAUAAGACGUUAUCUGUACAGCAUAUCGUAUUUCACAUGCAGGUAAAUAAAUAAUAGUCUUCUAACUGUAUAGGGUGAUUAUUACUCUACCGACUGGAGUCCUGCGUCAAAAACAAGUGAAUACCCAGGUAAAUAUCUGCGACGUAUUAUUUACGACGUAUAG
Paramuricea clavata is the source of this 2758-nucleotide messenger RNA. Lineage: Eukaryota; Metazoa; Cnidaria; Anthozoa; Malacalcyonacea; Plexauridae. The record is from the annotation of a GenBank genome assembly.